UCUUUUAAAAUGCUUCACCUUGUAUCAUUCUUAGUUUGAUAUUCACUAACAUAUCCAAUUCCUGACCACCUGUGUACCGCAAUUGAGCACGCACGAUGUGAACAGCGAACUAUAUUCUGCAUCAUCGUCAAAAACAAACACUGUUCAAAUAAUCCAUUGCAUUUCAACUGUGGAAAUGCUAGAGCCAAGGCAAAAUCGUUCGAGUGGCUGUUGGAAAAGGAAAACGAAAUUAGAAAAACUAUUAAUUCCUUGCUGUGUGAUAUUGUGCAUUUUGACUGUGUUGUUUUUGAUUUUGUAUCUCACGAAAGAACCUGAUACAGGAGAAAUAUGCACGACCAAACACUGCGUCAAGGCAUCAUCGGAAAUCCUAGACUACGCCGAUUUCAAGGCGAAUCCUUGCCAGGACUUCUACAAAUUCACUUGUGGAUCCUUCUCAAAGAACGCCGUUAAAAAACAAGAAACCACGCCACUGGUUACCGUCACCGAUGAUCUCAAAAAUGAGCUGAAAGCAAUAAUAGUUGAUCCAAUCGGGCACAAAAAUCCACAUGCACUCGUCCUGCUGAAGCAGUUCUACCAGCAAUGCAUGGAUGAAAAAAAGAUUGACGCAGAUGAGAGUAAAGCAUUCUUGGAGGCCGUUGAAGAACUAGGAGGCUGGCCUCUCAUGAAGGGGGGCGCUUGGGAUGUCCCGAAAUUCAAUUGGGUGGACUGGCAUAUAAAAGCUACAAAGCUGGGUCUUCCAAUUUACGGGUUUUUUACAUUUGAGAGAGUUACAACUGCAGCUGGUAACACCAUUUUGAAAGUAGCUGGUGUAUCUAAAGGAUCCGGUGUAUACCUUUCUGAAGCAAGAUACAACAGAAUAAUGACAGAAGUAAUGGAAGCUUUAAACGUUACCGAUCAAGGUGGAGAAAUCACGAAACAGAACUACGAAGUUGUUUCGUUCAAAGAAAAAAUCAGAUCACUUAACCUGGGUGAAGAUUCUUCAGUUAAAACAUUGGAAGACCUACUAAAGGCAUGUCCUUCGGUACCAUGGCUGAAAUUAUUAAAUUCAUUGGCAGGUGAUAUGAACGAAACUUUCAAUAGCAACUCUUCGGUUACCUAUGGUGAAAUUGAUCAAUAUUGUGAGGAGUUGGAUCAACUCUUGAAUAAAACGCCUCCAAGAGCAAUCGCGAAUUAUUUCAUAUGGAGUAUACUUCAUCAGACAUAUAACUAUUUGAGCAUAAGAGAGACCUAUGGACAAGUUACUUAUGAAACACCAUCUAGAUUUGAGAUAUGUUUCAAAGAUGCCGAUGAAAGGUUCAAAUACGUGAAAGAAACAGUGUACGUUCGGAAGAAGACACCAAAAGUCGUUAGAGACAAUUUGAACGAAAUGAUCGAUUUUAUGAAAGAGGUAUUCAAGAAACAUGUAGAGGCAAGUGAUUGGAUGGACGAUGAAACCAAGAAGCUAGCUUUGGCAAAAACUGAACAUAUUCAAACCAUGAUUGGAGGAGAUGAUGAAAUGUACGAGCCAGAUUUUUUCGAUAAACUUGCUGGACUUGGUGAGCUGAAUUUCACAUCUGAUAACAUUUUCAACAUGUCUCGUGAAAGGAGAAUGAGUGAAACUGAUCAUUUCUUCAGAACGGUCUAUCAAGACGAAGACGAUGAUUAUCCAGGAUUUUUCGAUAACAUGCUAAAAGUCAACGCUUUCUUUGUGUCUCCUAUCAACGCCAUGAUACUUCCAGCACCUAUUCUAAGUUCGAUAUUCUAUGAUUACCGUAAACCAGCUUUUAUGAACUACGGUUCGAUAGGACGAAUCAUAGGACACGAAAUAAUGCAUGGAUUUGAGAAAUCUGGAAGAAUGAUUGCUACGAAUGAUGGUAUGAAGGAUUGGUGGACCAAUGCAACAGCCGAUGCCUACGAUAAGAAAGUGAAAUGUGUUAUUGAGAGAUACGAGAAAAUUCCUUUUAGAUAUAGGUUGAAUGGUACGUUAACUUUAGACGAAAACGUCUCAGAUUUCGUUGGUAUCGAUGUGGCAUACGAAGCUUACCUGAAAUACGUCGAGAAAUAUGGCCCUGAGCAAAGAAUACCGGGUGUUCCUCUUACUCCCGAACAGAUAUUCUGGAUACAAACAGGAACGUGGCUGUGCUUCAGAAAAUUAGAUGAUAGCGACAUAGAUUACGAAGAGGAGGAUGAACAUGCCAUACCCGGUUUUAGGGUUCAAGCAGGUGCCAGAAAUUCAUUAUAUUUUGCCAAAGAUUUCAAGUGUCCUGAGGGUUCUUUCAUGAACCCUAAGAAAAAAUGUAGAAUAUUUUGAAACGUGAUAUUUUGUAUUUUAAUUGUUGUAUUUUUACGAUAUUGAUGUUGUUCAUUUCUGUAGAUCUACGAUUCAAUAUUUUAUCUGUGGAUAAAAAAAAUGUAUACUCUAUUUUCGUGUAUUUGCUGAUUAAAAGAAACUAAAUGA
Molecule: messenger RNA, 2437 nt
Organism: Harmonia axyridis
Lineage: Eukaryota; Metazoa; Arthropoda; Insecta; Coleoptera; Coccinellidae
Product: neprilysin-2-like
Exons: 10
Coding region: 176-2290 (704 amino acids)
Biological process (GO): protein processing
Cellular component (GO): plasma membrane
Molecular function (GO): metalloendopeptidase activity
Source: RefSeq, a predicted model, not a curated record